AUUGCACGUGUUGGGCAAGAUGAACUUUUCUGUAACCACCUGUGCCGGUGGUGAUACUAUCCAAGGGCUUCUGCCUUACCUGAUGGCCCUGGAUCAGUAUCAGCUAGAGGAAUUCAAGCUUUGCUUGGAACCCCGGCAGCUGAUGGACUUCUGGUCGGCCCCCCAGGGGCACUUCCCGUGUAUCCCCUGGGCAAACUUGAGAGCUGCCGACCCCUUGAAUCUGUCCUUUCUUUUGGACGAACACUUCCCAAAAGGUCAGGCAUGGAAAGUGGUCCUCGGCAUCUUCCAGACGAUGAAUCUGACCUCACUGUGUGAGAAAGUUACAGCCAAGAUGAAAGAGAAUGUGCAGACCCAAGAGCUGCAAGAUCCAACCCAAGAAGAUGUAGAGAUGCUAGAAGCAGCAGCAGGGAACAUGCAGACCCAGGGAUGCCAAGAUCCAAACCAAGAAGAACUAGAGGAGCUAGAAGACGAAACAGGGAAUGUACAGGCCCAGGAAUGCCAAGAUCCAAACCAAGAAGAACCAGAGAUGCUAGAAGAAGCAGACUACAGAAGAAAAUACAGAGAGAAGAUGAAGGCUGAACUACUGGAGACAUGGGACAACAUCAGUUGGCCUAAAGACCACAUAUAUAUCCGUAAUACAUCAAAGGAUGAACACGAGGAACUGCAGCGCCUACUGGAUCCUAAUAGGACUAGAGCCCAGGCCCAGACGAUAGUCUUGGUGGGGAGUGCAGGGGUUGGGAAGACCACCUUGGCAAUGCAGGCUAUGCUGCACUGGGCAAGUGGAGUUCUCUUUCAGCAAAGGUUCUCCUAUGUUUUCUAUCUCAGCUGCCAUAAAAUAAGGUACAUGAAGGAAACUACCUUUGCUGAAUUGAUUUCUUUGGAUUGGCCCGAUUUUGAUGCCCCCAUUGAAGAGUUCAUGUCUCAACCAGAGAAGCUCCUGUUUAUUAUUGAUGGCUUUGAGGAAAUACUCAUAUCUGAGUCACACUCUGAGAGCUUGGAUGAUGGCUCGCCAUGUACAGACUGGUACCAGGAGCUCCCGGUGACCAAAAUCCUACACAGCUUGUUGAAGAAAGAAUUGGUUCCCCUGGCUACCUUACUGAUCACGAUCAAGACCUGGUUUGUGACAGAUCUUAAGGCCUCAUUAGUGAAUCCAUGCUUUGUACAAAUUACAGGGUUCACAGGGGAAGACCUAUGGGUAUAUUUCAUGAGACACUUUGAUGACUCAAGUGAAGUUGAGAAAAUCCUGCAGCAGAUAAGAAAAAACGAAACUCUCUUUCAUUCCUGCAGUGCCCCCAUGGUGUGUUGGACCGUAUGUUCCUGUCUGAAGCAGCCUAAGGUGAGGUAUUACGAUCUCCAGUCAAUCACUCAGACCACCACCAGUCUGUAUGCCUGUUUUUUCUCCAACUUGUUCUCCACAGCAGAGGUGGAUUUGGCAGAUGACAGCUGGCCAGGACAAUGGAAGGCCCUCUGCAGUCUGGCCAUAGAAGGGCUGUGGUCUAUGAACUUCACGUUUAACAAAGUAGACACUGAGAUCGAGGGCCUGGAAGUGCCUUUCAUUGAUUCUCUCUACGAGUUCAAUAUUCUUCAAAAGAUCAAUGACCGUGGGGGUUGCACUACUUUCACCCACCUAAGUUUCCAGGAGUUUUUUGCAGCCAUGUCCUUUGUGCUAGAGGAACCUGGAGAAUUCCUUUCCCAUUCCACAAAGCCACAAGAGAUGAAGAUGUUACUGCGAGACGUCUUGCUUAACAAAGAAGACUACUGGACUUCAGUGGUUCUGUUCUUCUUCGGUCUUUUAAAUAAAAACAUAGCAAGAGAACUGGAAGAUACUUUGCAUUGUAAAAUAUCUCCCAGGGUAACGGAGGAAUUGUUAAAGUGGGGAGAAGAGUUAGGUAAGGCUGAAAGUGCCUCUCUCCAAUUUCACAUUCUACAACUUUUUCACUGCCUACGUGAGUCCCAGGAGGAAGACUUCGCAAAGAAGAUGUUGGGUCAUAUCUUUGAAGUUGACCUUAAUAUCUUGGGGGAUGAAGAACUCCAAGCUUCUUCAUUUUGCCUAAAGCACUGUAAAAGGUUAAAUAAGCUAAGGCUUUCUGUUAGCAGUCACAUCCUUGAAAGGGACUUGGAAAUUCUGGAGACAAGCAAGGUUGAUUCCAGGAUGCACGCAUGGAACAAUAUUUGCUCUACAUUGGUCACAAAUGAGAAUCUGCAUGAGCUAGACCUGAGUAACAGCAAACUUCAUGCUUCCUCUGUGAAGGGUCUCUGUCUUGCACUGAAAAAUCCAAGAUGCAAAGUCCAGAAACUGACGUGUAAAUCGGUAACUCCUGAGUGGGUUCUGCAGGACCUCAUUAUUGUCCUUCAGGGUAACAGCAAGCUGACCCAUCUGAACUUCAGCUCUAACAAGCUGGGAAUGACUGUCCCCCUGAUUCUUAAAGCUUUGAGACACUCAGAUUGUAACCUCAAGUAUCUGUGCCUGGAGAAAUGCAACCUGUCAGCGGCCACCUGCCAGGACCUGGCCUUGUUUCUCACCAGCAUCCAACACGUAACUCGAUUGUGUCUGGGAUUUAAUCGGCUCCAAGACGACGGCAUAAAGCUAUUGUGUGCAGCCCUGACUCACCCCAAGUGUGCCUUAGAGAGACUGGAGCUCUGGUUUUGCCAGCUGGGAGCACCCGCUUGCAAGCACUUGUCAGAUGCUCUCCUGCAGAACAGGAGCCUGAUGCACCUGAAUCUGAGCAAGAACUGCCUGAGAGACGAGGGAGUCAAGUUCCUGUGUGAGGCCUUGGGUCGCCCAGAUUGUAACGUGCAGAGCCUGAAUUUGUCAGGUUGUUCUUUCACAAGAGAGGGCUGUCGAGAGCUGGCUAAUGCCCUGAGGCAUAAUCAUAAUGUGAAAAUCUUGGAUUUGGGAGAAAAUGAUCUGAAGGAUGAUGGAGUGAAGCUACUGUGUGAGGCUCUGAAACCUUCACCUCGUGCGUUGCACACACUUGGGUUGGCGAAAUGCAGUCUGACGACUGCUUGCUGCCAGCAUCUCUUCUCUGUUCUCAGCAGCAGAAAGAGCCUGGUCAAUCUGAACCUUCUAGGCAAUGAAUUGGAUCCUGAUGGUGUCAAGAUGCUCUGCUUCAGAAAGACUUGCAUAAUGUAGUGAGAGAGGAGAUACAGACCUCACAGGAGGAGCUGUGUCUGAAACUCAAGUGUGCUUGGGAUUUUAAUGACUUUGAAGACAAGUGGUGGUGGUGAUCCCACGGAUUGGAUGCCACAUGGCUUGACCAUGGAUCUUGGGAGAAAGCCACCAGGACGUCCUGGCCUGUGUGUCGCUCCGAUGUCACCAUUUGUGGGGACAAAUGAGCUGUUCCCUGCGGGAGGCUUUGUCACGGUUGUUGGAGGCAGCCCACUACACGCCCAGGUCCGGAAUCCUAGUCUAAUACUGUGUCUGGUCCCAAGAUCAUAAGUUGGCUGUGCCUUCAGUCUUUUCUAUGUCCUCCUUGGUGUAGUGUUUUUAAUUCUUGGAGGUGUUGAGAGAAUUCAAUAAAGCAAAGAAUAUAAAAA
Nomascus leucogenys (northern white-cheeked gibbon) is the source of this 3537-nucleotide messenger RNA. RefSeq names its product NLR family pyrin domain containing 13 (gene NLRP13). NCBI's taxonomy places the organism in Eukaryota, Metazoa, Chordata, Mammalia, Primates, Hylobatidae. Gene Ontology annotation, molecular function: protein binding. The record is from RefSeq and is a predicted model, not a curated record. Gene Ontology annotation, cellular component: cytoplasm. Gene Ontology annotation, biological process: regulation of inflammatory response.